Molecule: messenger RNA, 1650 nt
Organism: Rotaria sordida
Lineage: Eukaryota; Metazoa; Rotifera; Eurotatoria; Philodinida; Philodinidae
Source: the annotation of a GenBank genome assembly
AUGAAUCAAUCUAAUGUUGGUCUUCUUGAUUUACCUACUGAAAUAUUACUUGUCAUUUUAAAAAAUCUCACCAAUAUUGAUGUUCUAUAUUCAUUGUUGAAUGUUGAUAAUCAACGGCUUGAUAUUAUAGUACAAGGAAAUACAUUCACUAAUACUCUCGAUUUUGUAUUAACAACAUUAACUGAUGAUAUUUUCUUGUUUAAUGAUUCAAUAAUUGAUCGAUUUUGUAAAAAUAUUUUGCCAAGAAUUCAUCAAAAUGUUAAAUAUCUUAUUCUUGAUUCAUUAUCCAUGAAGCGUAUUCUUCUUGCAGCUGAUUAUCCUAAUCUAACUCAACUUAAACUCUUUAACUUUAACGAUAAGAUUCAAUCAGAUUAUUUUACAGUUAAAACACCAUUUCGACAUAUUUUUCAACAACAAAUUACAGAUCUUAUACUUGUAUUCGAAAACAAUUUAAAUGAAAUAUCAAUAAAAAAUUAUACAACAGAUAUGUAUGAAUAUAUUUUGAAAUUCUUCGAAAAUCUAAAACACUUAUCUGUUAUGGGAUCAUUUCCUCGUUUUUUUCCACCUUUGGUACUUAAUAAUUUACCUUCAACUACUUUUUUCUCUUCAAUUCUUAACAAAUUAUCUAUUCAUAUUAUGAAUUUUGAUGAUUGUCUUGCUUUACUUGAUGGUCGUCUCAAACAAUUAACGACUUUAAUUUUGGUUAUUGAUAAUAUGAAAAAUCAUUCAUCGAAUGUUUACCAUAUUGAUAAUCUAUCUAAUUUGAAAUGUUUUUCUUUGACAAUAUAUGAUUGUUUAACUGAUCUAUAUGAUACUGAAAUUCUACCUCUUUUUCGUCGUAUGAUAAACCUUGAAGAAUUAACUUUGUAUAUUACUAUUAGAAAUCGAACUACAUUGAUCGAUGGUAAUCAUAUUUCUAAUGAAAUUCUUAUACAUAUGCCACAACUUCAUACAUUGAAAUUUUGUAUUUCUAUCAAAAUUCAUAGGAAUCAUUUUAUUCAUUAUUUAUCUAAAAAUGAUAUUCAACAAUCUUUUAGUAAUAUAAAAUAUCAACAAAUGGAUUGUAUUGUAAAUUAUACAUAUAAUAUUACCACAUAUCAGAUCUUUUCAUUACCAUUCAUGUUUGAUUGUCUUAAAUCUAUUGGUAAUAUAUUUCCAAGUAUUAUUUUCAAUCAUGUUAGAAGAUUGACUGUAUACGAUGAUGUUCCAUUUAGACAUGAAUUUUUUUAUCGAAUUGCUUGGUCUUUUCCUUUACUUAAACAUUUAUGUGUUAUUAAUUUUAAACCACAAUCAUCAAAAUUAGACAAAUUGAACUUGAAUUAUAAUCAAUUAUUUUCAGUUAUUAAAUAUCCUUAUCUUAUUUCACUUCGGCUUGAUAUGGCUUAUAUUCAUUAUACCGAUCAAUUUCUCAAUCAGACAAAAACACAUUUACCUUCUCUAACCAAAUUAACUGUCGAUUAUGAACGUUUAAAUAUCGUGACAAGAAACUUCAGAAAAACUACAACACGACUGAAUUGUAGUAAAAUAAAACAAUUAAUUAUCAGUCCACCAAUAAUGAAUUCAAUAGUAACAAAUAUGAGACGUUCAAAACAUUUCAAUCUUUAUUUUCCUUUGUUGGAAUCCUGUGUUUGUUCUUUAGAAGAUGAAUAA